This is a messenger RNA of Sesamum indicum (sesame), 3260 nucleotides long. RefSeq names its product oligopeptide transporter 1 (gene OPT6). NCBI's taxonomy places the organism in Eukaryota, Viridiplantae, Streptophyta, Magnoliopsida, Lamiales, Pedaliaceae. The record is from RefSeq and is a predicted model, not a curated record. Gene Ontology annotation, molecular function: oligopeptide transmembrane transporter activity. Gene Ontology annotation, biological process: transmembrane transport.
UCCAACUAGGAUUCUUCAUGUCAUAUAUAUAAAUAUAUCCAUAAAACAUAAUGUAUAUUACUCAUUCAUGCAGAAACACCACUACAUGUGAACAAUUUGGAUUCAAAUCAAGAACGAGAAACUAAAGAGUCUGAAUUCUUCUCCAUGGCUGAGACUGCACAAGAUUUUGAUUUUGAUGAUGAAUGUGUCAUCAAACAAGUAGACGUAACCGUGCCGAAAACCGAUGAUCCUACAAUGCCAGUAUACACAUUUAGAGUGUGGCUGCUGGGAAUCACAGCCUGCAUGUUGCUAUCUUUUGUGAACCAGUUCUUCUGGUACAGAAGUGAGCCCCUGAUCAUCAGUUCCAUCUCCAUGCAGAUUGCGGUGGUGCCAAUAGGCCACUUGAUGGCGCGAAUGGUAACAAAACGAUCCUUCUUGAAGGGGACGAUGUUAGAGUUCACGUUGAAUCCCGGGCCGUUCAAUAUCAAGGAGCAUGUCAUGAUAACUAUGCUUGCCAAUGCUGGUGCUGGAACUGUUUAUGCUACUCAUAUUUUGAGUGCUGUCAAGCUUUACUAUAAGAAGAGCUUUGGUUUUGUUCCUGCCUUCAUUGUCAUGUUGACAACACAGUUGUUAGGAUACGGGUGGGCUGGAAUUUUUCGUAAAUAUUUGGUUGAACCAGGAGAGAUGUGGUGGCCUAGUAACUUGGUUCAAGUCUCACUAUUCAGGGCCUUACAUGAGAAGGAGAAGAGACCUAAAGGAGGAACGAGCCGAACGCAGUUUUUCCUCAUAGCCUUAGCUUGUAGCUUUGCUUACUACAUCAUUCCUGGUUACUUCUUUGUAAUGUUGACAUCAAUUUCUUGGAUUUGUUGGAUUAACCCAAAAUCUGUCCUAGUCAACCAAGUUGGCUCUGGCUUAAACGGCUUAGGAAUCGGAGCCUUAGGAUUUGAUUGGUCGACAAUUUCAGCAUACCUCGGGAGCCCUCUUGCAAGUCCAUGGUUUGCUUCUGCCAAUGUUGCCGCAGGUUUUGUCCUGGUUAUGUAUGUGCUUACACCAGUAGGUUACUGGUUUAACCUCUACAACGCCAAGAACUUUCCUAUAUAUUCGGCAAACCUUUUCCAGUUUGAUGGUUCAAAGUACAACACAACUGCUAUCAUCAAUUCCCACUUCAAUCUUGAUAAGGCAGCUUAUGCAAAAGCCGGCCCGUUGUACCUCAGCACCAUGUUUGCCUUGACUUAUGGUCUUGGAUUUGCUACUCUUUCUGCAACUCUGGUUCAUGUGUUGCUCUUCAAUGGAAGGGAUUUAUGGAAGCAAACGAAAACGGCGUUUAAAGGAAACAAGAAAAUGGAUGUGCACACAAGGCUUAUGAAGGCAUACAAACAGGUUCCAAUGUGGUGGUUUCUAGCUAUCCUCGUUGUUAACAUUGCCGUUGUCCUAUUUGCUUGUGCAAAAUACGGAAGCUCGCUUCAAUUGCCGUGGUGGGGUGUUUUGCUUGCUUGUGCAGUUGCGUUCAUUUACACGCUUCCUAUUGGCAUCAUAGUUGCUACUACAAACCAGCAACCAGGUUUAAACGUUAUCACAGAGUACAUAAUAGGAUAUGCUUAUCCUGGCCGUCCGGUGGCCAACAUGUGCUUCAAGGUGUAUGGAUACAUAAGCAUGGUACAAGCUCUAACUUUCAUAGCAGAUUUCAAACUUGGCCACUACAUGAAAAUCCCACCAAGAGCAAUGUUCAGUGUUCAGUUAGUGGGAACUGUUAUUUCAGUAAUCAUAUACACCACAACCGCGUGGUGGCUAAUGGCAACCAUCCCAAACCUCUGUGACACAUCCUUGUUACCGGACGAUAGCCCCUGGACUUGCCCGAUGGAUCAUGUUUUCUACGACGCUUCUGUCAUAUGGGGCCUUGUUGGUCCACAGAGGAUCUUCGGUAACCUUGGCAUUUACCCUGCUAUCAACUGGUUCUUUCUUGGUGGAGCCAUUGCACCUUUGCUAGUUUGGCUGGCAGCAAAGGCAUUCCCAAACCAGAAAUGGAUAGGCCUAAUUCACAUGCCAGUUUUGCUGGGCUCCACGGCCAUGAUGCCCCCGGCAACUGCAGUAAACUACACAAGUUGGGUUCUUGUUGCGUUUCUUUUCGGCUUUGUCCUGUAUAGAAACCAGCCCCAGUGGUGGCAACGGUAUAACUACGUAUUGUCCGGUGGGUUAGAUGCUGGGACGGCCUUUGUUACGGUGCUGAUGUUCUUCGCUUUGCAGUCGAAAGGCAUCAGUGUCCAAUGGUGGGGAAACAACCUGGAUGGAUGCCCAUUGGCUGCUUGUCCUACUGCAAAGGGGAUAACAGCUCAAGGAUGUCCUGUUAACUAGUGCAGCAAUCGGUAACUUUAGAUCUUAGAAUCAGUUUUCUAGAAAAUAUUGGUCCGUAGUUUCUACUAACAUACGUUGUUUACUAAAACAUCUGAACAUGUUAAUUUCUGUCUUGAGUCUUGAUGUGAAUAUGGCAAAGUAAGUUUCAACAUUCAUGGUCUUGAUGAAGACAAAAUCCCACAUCAUGAAUUUCCACAAAAUCCAUUCGUUUGUUCUCAUUCCACAAAACGUCUGUCUUCGUAGGUUUGGACCAUUUCAACCAAGAAAAGAACAAACAAGUCAGUUUAAAGUAAGUUAUGCUUUCCACCCUUUGAAUAUCAAACAAGUGGAAGAAGCACAUCAAUUCAUGGUUGCACAUCAUACUUAAAACUAUUUCUUCUGUUUUCUGCACAUAAUUUUGGUCAUUUUUAAUACUAUUACACAUAAUACAAACCAAAUUAUUAAUAUUUCUACUAAGUAACGACCAAUUCGUCUACGACUAACUCGACGAUCGUGUUGUGACUGGAAUAUUAUGCUUGUGAAAUUCUUGCGCGCAAAAGGACACAAACCCCAUCCACAAAAUAGUCAAGGCAGCCGCUGAUCCUCCAGAAUGACUUUUCACAUGAAUAACAAAAUGGAAAAUUCUAACUCAAACCGAUUUGAACAAACAUGAACCAAUUAUAUACUUAUCGUAUCAUUUGUGUAACGAACUCUCAAAUGGCAUUCACUAAUUAUUAAAUCAAGAAAAACAUUAACAUUGCUAGCAGAGAAGUUGCUAAAACAAUCACACGACUCUCUAAAUUCACAAACCAACACCAAAUAUAUAUAUAUAUAUAUAUAUAUAACAAGAACAUUAGGAUACUACAUAUGUAUGGAUUGACAGCCCUCCAAAUCUCUACUUUCUUUGAAUCCUAGAACUGUUGAAUAAUAUGAAAGAAAAUUAAACUCAU